Messenger RNA from Habropoda laboriosa, 1658 nucleotides. RefSeq lists its product as uncharacterized. Gene Ontology annotation, molecular function: sequence-specific DNA binding. The record is from RefSeq and is a predicted model, not a curated record. Lineage: Eukaryota; Metazoa; Arthropoda; Insecta; Hymenoptera; Apidae. The coding region runs from base 111 to 1658 and encodes 515 amino acids. The transcript has 3 exons.
UAGUUGUAACACAACAUAUGAUAUGUACAAGAAAAAUCAAUACAAAAUGUAAAAAUAAUGUUAUAAAUAUUUUAUAAAAAUAACGCAGAAGUACAUUUCAUAGUAUCAUUAUGACACGCAAAUGUGUAUUGUGCAAGGAAACCAAUUACAGAAACACUUAUAGCUUCUUCUCAGCACCAAAAGACCCAGAAACGCGUAAAAAAUGGCAAAAUGCCAUUGCCAUUGAGAAUUAUGCUGUCUCUGAUGAUACAUACGUUUGUAGCAAACAUUUUCACAAAGAUGAUAUCAUUACACAUUGGGUUAGUGGAGUGCCACCACAUGUUAUAACAAUUAAAUAUAAAAAAUGUAGAUUACGACCAGGAGCUGUGCCUGGAAGAAACUAUCACCUUGAAGAAAAUACAGAAGCUCAAGAAAAUUCUGAUGAUUCUGAUAUAAAUAUAGGUAAAUAUUCACCACUUAACCCAGAAAAAUCAAAUACAAUGGAAGAGGAAGAAACAAAUGUUUUUAUACCUGUCACUGAAGAAAAAUUACAAAUAAGUAACAAUGAAAAUCAUAAAAUUAUACCUUUGCAUUGCCAAUUUUCUUCUGAUUUUAAUGGUUAUAAUUAUAUCUCGAAGAGAAACUCUUUAAGUAAAAUGGAGUUAUCAGAAAAUGGUUUAAAUAUCAGUAAUAUGUCUCAUGAUGAAUCUGAAGUUAGGGAAUCUUCCAAACGAACUUUGAAUCAAACAAAACAGAAUAAAAUCAUAAAUUCAACAAAAAACAGUAUUAUUCCACAUAUAAACUCAGUGGAAGACAUAAAAUUUGAAGAUGAAAGAAAAGAACAAGACGAAGUAACAAGAGAAAUUUUUUAUUCUAACACACCUAAAACUAUUUCAGAGUCUUCCUCUAAAAGUUAUAAAAUUCUUGAAACAGAUGAUACACUGUUAUGGGAACAUAAAACAAUGAAAAAAGAUACUCCUUCUAAGGAGAAAUUAACAGAUAAUGAUUUUAAAAUAAUAGAAAAUGUAUAUAUAGAAAACCAAAUACUAAACAAUUUUAAUUAUAAUGACUUAGAAGCAUAUUAUCCUACAUAUAAUAUUGAUGAAAAUGAAAUGUUGUUUGAAGAUUUACUUGAAGUAUGUACAGAAGUAUUAUUACCUCGUGGUUGGUCUUGUUUAGUAACUUCAAAGGGCCAUACAACAACAAUAGUGUAUUUAUAUAUGGGAAUGACAAAAGGUGGAAUGCCUUUCACAGAAAAACAAGUGUUUAUAAAAAGUGAUAUGAUAUUACAUUGCGCUGCUGUAAAUAGAGAGAUUAAUCCCCUUGUACACAAUCUUAUAAAAGAAGGAAAACAUUUAAAAGUACAAAAUUUACUAGAUAUAGAAGAACUUAUUGAUGAAUUUGAUCAAAGAAUCGUCUGUCAAGGUAUAUACAAUACUGCAAGAUUGCAAGAAACUAAUCGUAUCAAAGUUGCUUACAAAGAUGGUAUAAAAUGGAGACAUAUUUUAUGUCCAUUAAUAAUAAAUAAUGAUUCACCAAGAUGUACAAGAUGCAUUUCUCUGUCUCAUACAUUACAACGUAAAUCAAAAAAUUUUCCCGUGUUUUCUCAUAAUUCUUCAAUAUUUACUAGACAACAACAAAAGAUGUAUUCAAUUCGUCAAAAAUACAAACAUAUAUAA